UGACUUGAGUUUGUUUGUAACCGGGAGCUUUUCCUUACCACUUUCGUUUAAGAUCGCGAACAUACGCUUUGCGAAAAGUUGAAUCGUUGCCCGAAGGGAACGACCUGAAAGUUCCGUAGUUAUUCUUUAUAAGGAACGUUGGAGUAGGUCUUGUUUUCAUCAAUCAUUUGUGAAUGUGAACAGGUGAAGUGUGGCAUUCUGGCAGUGUGUCAUUCAGUCGUGAUAAGCUUUUCGCCCUUUUGUUUUUACUUUUAUUUUUUCGUUAACUAUUCUUUUGUUUACUUAAAUUUUCAAUAUGAAUCACUUUGUCAGUAAUCAAGUUACUCCAGCUCUAAAAUCAGCUUGGUACCUUCGAAAUUUGUGUGGCUGUCAAAGUAGGACAGGUAGUGCCAGAACUUGCGAUCUCGUCUUCAAACUUCCUUGUCCCUUAAUGAGUCUCAGGUGCACUCGAUUUUAUGGUACUUACCACAGCAGAUGUCUUGGUGCUAGCAGCUCAGUUUUGCAAAAUUCCACAGAUACCAAAUAUGAUACAGGCACCUUUAGAAACUCAGCAGCCCCUGUUCAGCUGCACUCUUUGGAUCUCUCUCGAAGUUUCCGCACAUUCAGCCCGUUAUACUGCAGCCCACUGAAACCAUCAUCCAGAGUGGAAGAAACAGUUUCAGCUCUCAAGGAAAAAGCGAAGGAGAAAGUUGAAGCCACGAAAAAAGAACAGGCAGCAGAGCCUACAGUAGUGGCAGUGCCGCCUAAGAAAAGUUUGAAGCAAAAAAUAAAAGAUGAACUUUUGCAUUACUAUCAUGGUUUUAGACUAUUAGGAAUCGAUAUUAAAGUCUCAUCAAAGCUUGUUUGGAGAGUUCUGAAUGGAAAGAGCUUGAGCCGCAGAGAAUACAAUUUGCUUGUCAGAACAAUGUCUGACAUGUUCCGUCUUGUUCCUUUCUCCGUUUUCAUCAUUGUUCCUUUCAUGGAAUUCCUUUUGCCCGUGUUCAUCAAAUUUUUCCCAGGAAUGUUACCAUCAACUUUUCAAACUUCUUCAGAUAAAGAAGCAAAAAUUGUACAAAACCUAAAAAUCAAACUGGAAAUGGCAAAGUUCCUUCAAAAAACUUUGGACAACAUGUCAGUCCAUGGAGUUGAUGAUGGCAACCCAUCAGAGUCAGCUGCCAAACUCGCAGAAUUCUUCAAAAAAGUCAAAGAAUCAAGGGGAAUGGUGACAAGUGAAGAAAUUCUAAAGAUCUCUAAACUCUUUCGGGAUGAAAUCACUCUCGAUUCAUUGUCCAAGCCUCAACUGGCUGCUUUGUGCAGAGUCCUGGAAAUCCAACCCAUAGGAACGUCCAAUGUACUUAGAUUUCAGUUGCGAAUGAAACUGAGAAGUUUAGCUGCUGACGACAUUUGGAUCCGGAAAGAAGGGAUUGAUUCCCUCUCAGUGUCAGAGCUUCAGGCUGCAUGCAGGGCUCGAGGCAUGCGCGCUUACGGGUUGACUGCAGAAAGGCUGAAAGAGCAGUUGGAGCAGUGGAUACAUUUAAGUCUUAAUGAAAAAGUUCCUCCGUCUUUACUUUUAUUGUCCAGAGCUCUCAUGCUUUCAUCAUCUGAUGUUCCACUUGAUCAGAUCAAGGCUACUAUCUCUGCACUUCCGGAAACUAUGGUUUCUUCAGUGCAAGCUGAAAUUGGUGAAAUUGAAGGUAAGCCUGACAACAAGUUGAAGAUCGCCUUGAUCCAGGAAGAAGUUCGCAAGAUUUCAGAAGAAAGGAAAGAAGAAUAUGAAGAGUUGAAAGCUGAAAAGAAAGAGACCGUUAAAGAUCCAGAGUUACUGGAAGACAAAGCUCCUGAGCUUACCGACACAACAGGCAUUGCUCCAACUCCUGUCACCGUGGCCAAAGCACCUGCAGAUGUUCCUGUAAGAGAAACUGUCACGGAAAAAGUCGUUCCUGAUAUUGUUGCACAAGGCUCAGCCGUCCAAAAAGAAGAGGAGCUUACCAGCAAAGAUCUUGCUCAAAUUGAAGAUGCUAUCUCCGUGUUAACAGUUAAUGGUAAGAAGAAGUUAUUGGUGGAAAAAGAUGAACUGGAACAACUUAAAGAAGAACUGGCUGACUACCAAGCGGACGUCUUGGAAUUGAAAGAGGCUUUGAAAGAGACUGACCCAACUCAUGUCAUUCCGAAAGUCAAGGAGUCUAAAGCUGCUAAUCGACUUUUCAAACGAAUGAACAAGAUGAUAAACAAACUGGACCAUGUUAGAGAUAAUUUGGAGAAGAAAGGUGCUGAAAUCAAGAAAACGUUGGAAGUUGAAACCGUUGAAGACAAAAAGAGUGAUGAGCUUGUAAAAAUUGAUGAACUACUUAGUGCUAUCCAGAAAAUCCAAACUUUGCCCGACUCAUCGAAACUGGAAAAAAUUGCUGAGGUGCUCAGCGAGAUUGACAAGGAUCAUGAUGGACUCAUUCGAAUUGAUGUUGUUCUAAGGGUUUUGGAGCUUAUUGGCAACGAAAAUGUGAAGUUGAACAAGAAACAGAUUGAUGAACUGAUAGAACUUGUAGCGAAGGAAGAAAUGAUCGAGUUGGAAGAGCACAUAGCACAAGCACUGAAACAAGACAUGCAAAAGAGCAAAGAAGAUAAAGAAUCUGAAAGCCAAAAUCCAAAAUCAGGGUCCUCUUCAUCUUCAAGUUCAUCUAGCGAAUCAAGUUCGAACGAUUCAAAAUCUAGCCAAAACAAAAUAAAAAAGUCAACUCUGGAAAUGACGAAAGAGAUCACGGAAAAAACGCGGAAAUCAGAUGAUUCGAGCGGUGAUAAACAAAGCUGCAAUGUUCCACCGCCAAAACAGACCGUCAGCGUCAAAUCUGUGGACAUUCAGAAGAAGUCUGAUCCUUUAAAACCCAACAAUGAACCGAAAAACCUGUGAUAAACCUAGUCUCUUCUCUAUCUGUUAGUUCAUUUGCCUUUUGCCCCCUCUUCAAAUUUGUUUUGCUCUUUCAACAAAUGUACAAAUCAUGUUUGGUUCAUUCCAAAAAGCUGUUUUACUUACGAUUUCAUGUGUAAAUGUGUGUAUAUAAUAUGAUAACUGUACUGUUGUAAGUAUCUGUUAAGCGCUACAUAUUUUUCUAGUAUUAUUUUACUUGAUCCGAACUAUUUUCAUUAAUUAAAUGAACUUGAAGUUUCUUA
This is a messenger RNA of Bemisia tabaci, 3144 nucleotides long. RefSeq names its product Leucine zipper and EF-hand containing transmembrane protein 1 (gene Letm1). The record is from RefSeq and is a predicted model, not a curated record. Gene Ontology annotation, molecular function: calcium ion binding; ribosome binding. Gene Ontology annotation, cellular component: mitochondrial inner membrane. Gene Ontology annotation, biological process: intracellular monoatomic cation homeostasis. NCBI's taxonomy places the organism in Eukaryota, Metazoa, Arthropoda, Insecta, Hemiptera, Aleyrodidae.